Mercenaria mercenaria is the source of this 2687-nucleotide messenger RNA. RefSeq lists its product as uncharacterized. The record is from RefSeq and is a predicted model, not a curated record. Lineage: Eukaryota; Metazoa; Mollusca; Bivalvia; Venerida; Veneridae. The coding region runs from base 172 to 1914 and encodes 580 amino acids. The transcript has 3 exons.
ACUAACAGAAAGUUUUGUCAUUACGUUUGUCAUUUGUUACAGAUAAUCAAGUGAAAAAAUAAGUAAAAGAAAAUAAAAUUUAGUACAAAUAUUAUAUUAGAGAACGUUCUCUUUGGGAAGAAUUAUUUUUUGAAAAAUAUUUAUUUACUCUGUUCUAUCUUUAUAUACAAAAUGGAUAUGAAGACAUAUAAGUGUCCUAUAAAUCGUUUCCAUCGCCUUGAAUAUGCGAUUGUUAACUCAGAAGAGCUUCACGAAAGAUUUGAGAACAUUCCUGCAAUUCCAAAAAAUGGAGACACGUUAGAAGCACCAAAUUUCGAUUUUGUUGAGAUCAACAUCUGCAAACACAGGAGUGAAAGCAAUUAUCCAGCAUCGCUCAACGAAAUAAUCUCAGACGGAAAUAUAAAUGACACAGAUGAGUUUCAAUGUCGUAGGAAAAGAAUUAAGCAUAAUGAUAUAUCGUUGAUGAUUUUGUCGUCAAGCACUAAAGAAGACAUUUCAGAUACAGAUAGCAUUAAAGUUUACGUUGCAAGUGGGAUGGAAGACGAAGCAAAAACUAUAAAAUAUAUAAAAAGGUUCGGAAGUUGCCAUGACAUUGUAACUCAAAAAGAAUGUAUCUCGCAGGCUGUUUGCAACUUGUUAGAACGAAUUGCGCUAAAGUCGUUGAAACCAAAAUGCGAAAGUCUGAAUUCAUUUCUUCAUGGUAAUGCAACCAUGGCAAGAAAGAGAACGAAAUCAGCUGCCCUCCGACGGCCGAACCAUAAACGACUUUGCAAAGAUCCCAGCAGUGGUGUCAGUAUGUCAAGUAAGACAUCACUAUCAAGAAACAAACACCAAAUCUAUGACGUAGAGAGCUGCAACCAUAUUGGAGAAACGGGAAAUCAAAUGUCAAAAUAUCGACAAGGCAACAAAGAUGAGCAAGAAGCUGAAAGCCUACUGGAGGAGAUGUUGGCUUUAUUUGACAUAAGCAAUGUACCUGAAUGUGAUAGACCAGUUGCGACAAAGAAAGAAAACAAGAAAAUAAGUAAAAAAUUAAGAAAAUCCCUUUUUGCACUGAGCCCUUCAAUCAAGCGUAUAGCGUACCGCUAUAACAAGUUCUAUGUGUAUGCGGUGAAAGAAAGAAAAGAAUAUGAAAUGGAACGUAACCAAAAAAUCAGAGAUGUUUUGAAGGAACAUGGAAUUGAUGAAUGUGAAAUAGCUCCUUGUUCUGAACAUAUCAAGGAAUUAAGUCAUGUUGGAGCAAAGAUAAGGGCCGGGGAAACAAAAUAUGGAACACUCAGUUGUUUUAUAAAUAUUCGAGAAAGACGGAGACGUCGAGAAAGACAGGGUUUUGUUCUGUCAAAGCAUGUUGCACAAGGUUGCACGAAUGUGUACAUAGCAAAUGGAAGAAGAAGACAGCUAGGCACAAUUUUACCGGAAACAAACAGAUAUGAGCACGGAAGUCUUGACAUAGCUGCUGCAGAGCUGCAUGAAGAAAUACGGCAGAUAGAUACAACAUUUAGAGAUUCAAGAGCUGAUCCACUUAACGGUUGUCUGCAUCGGUAUACCGGAGCAGAUAAGAUUGUACGCACAGGAAGAAAGGUACAUAUUUGGGGAGCAAACUCAAGGCCUGGACUGGGAGUAAUUACGGCGCCUGAAGUGAUUUAUGAUGGAAUGAAGAAUCCGCUGAUUCAAGUGGAAGAUAAAGACGUGACUGAUGGAAUGCGUUUCGCCGAAGAAGGUGAUAGUGGGGCUAUAGUAUGCGCGGAUGACCCAGAUAAGAAAUGCGUUCAUGCUUUAGCCAUGGUAGUUGGUACACCUACAGAUGAAACGGGAGAAGCAAGUGCAAAUUCGAAACGAGAAUAUCUAACGCUUCCUCUAUCGAAGGGGUUUGAACAAAUAGAGAAAGCAAUAAAUGGAGAUAUUGAGCUGAUUUAGAGUGAUAGGUAAUUAACUUAAACUGUUUAAUCCAAUUAACCUCGCAAACGUUGCAACAAGUUGAGGAUACAUGUAUCAGUGUACCAAUUUCUGGUUAGGAAAAGUGUUACAGUAACCAUGUAGUAACCAUGUAGUCGACUAAUACGUUUAAAAGUACAGUACCGUAUAUGUUAUAUGUAUUCCACUGAAAUGAUCCUUAAUGAUAUAAUAAUAAGAAUAAUGUUGAAAUUGUUAUAAUAUUUAGUAAUAAAAAUCUUUAUUCUGAACAUUAAGAAAGCUCUGCAUUUAGGUGCUUUAAUCUCUCUAACCUAUAAAAGAAAAUGUAUUGACAAAGUCUGGGUUAUUUUGACAAGAAAAAACUGGACUACAGUUUAAUGCUCAACUUUAUUAUGCUCUAAAGUAUUAUUUGCUUUUCCAUGUUAUCAGUACAUGCAUCCAUUGCUUUAACUGCGUCAAGUACACUUACACAUAUGUUCGUGCUCUCCUUUAACUGAGCAUGUAAGAUAGCAGUCUUUCAUUAAACGUAAUUAGGUUCUCCAAUAAACAGACUACUAAAAACUAUUUGAUAUGUUUUAAGCAGUAACCUUUUGAAUAUGCUGUGUUAGUGCUAGAAAAAUUAGCGUUCAAUUAUAUUAUAUACUUUUAAAUAUAUCUACUUAUAUGUUAUAACAAUUAUUUACUUUUUUAAACCUUUCAUGUUCAUCUAGAGGUAUGUCUAUUUAAUAUAGUUUGUUAUUAGUGUUUGUAAUUAAAAUAUCACGUUGAACAAAGUA